Messenger RNA from Thlaspi arvense, 1416 nucleotides. Lineage: Eukaryota; Viridiplantae; Streptophyta; Magnoliopsida; Brassicales; Brassicaceae. The record is from the annotation of a GenBank genome assembly.
AUGGCAAAAUGCGUAAUUUUCACCACUCUUUUGGCCAUACUCGUAACGACAUCUCAAGGAAGAAGUCAAAUAGGAGGGGGAGGUAAAGAAGCACAGGCAGACCGGAUUACGUCACUUCCCGGUCAGCCUAACGUCACGUUUGAGCAGUUCUCCGGCUAUGUCACCGUCGAUAAAUCCGCCGGAAGAUCACUAUUCUAUUGGCUCACUGAAGCUUCUCACCUCCCUCUCUCCAAACCUCUCGUAAUUUGGCUCAACGGAGGACCGGGAUGUUCGUCGGUAGCAUACGGCGCGUCGGAGGAGAUUGGACCAUUCAGGAUAAGCAAAGGUGGGUCCGGUUUGUAUCUCAACAAGUUCGCGUGGAACUCACUCGCCAAUCUCUUGUUUCUCGAAGCUCCCGCCGGCGUCGGCUUUUCCUACACUAACCGCUCCUCCGAUCUCUUCAAUACCGGCGAUAUCCGUACCGCGAAGGAUUCACUUCAGUUUCUUAUUCAAUGGCUUCGUCGGUUUCCAAGAUACAACCGCCGUGAGAUUUACAUCACCGGAGAGAGUUACGCCGGACAUUAUGUCCCUCAGCUUGCUAGAGAAAUCAUGAAUUACAACAAACGAUCUAAGAAUCCGAUCAACCUCAAAGGAAUCAUGGUUGGAAACGCGGUGACUGACAAUCACUAUGAUAACCUUGGAACGGUGUCGUAUUGGUGGAGCCACGCGAUGAUCUCCGAUAGGACGUAUCAUCAGCUGAUAAACACCUGCGAUUUUAGUCGCCAGAAGGAAUCUGAUGAGUGCGAAACGCUUUAUUCUUACGCCAUGGAGCAGGAGUUUGGCAACAUUGAUCAGUACAACAUCUACGCGCCGCCAUGUAACAAGUCAAGUGACGGUGGCGGUAAAUUCAGUGGUUCCUCCGAUCGCCGGAGUAUGCGUCUCCCUCAUCUUCCACACUCCGUGCUGAAGAAAAUAGCUGGGUAUGAUCCAUGUACCGAGAGAUAUGCAGAGAUCUAUUAUAACCGGCCUGAUGUUCAGAAAGCGCUUCAUGCCAACACCACCAAGAUUCCGUAUAAAUGGACAGCUUGCAGUGAGGUACUAAACCGGAACUGGAACGACACAGACUCAUCGGUUCUACCUAUAUACCGGGAAAUGAUUGCCGGUGGGAUUAGGGUUUGGGUUUUCAGUGGCGAUGUCGAUUCCGUUGUACCGGUGACGGCGACUAGGUACUCACUAGCCAGACUUAGUUUGAAUACCAAAGUCUCCUGGUAUCCUUGGUAUGUCAAGAAACAGGUCGGAGGGUGGACAGAAGUGUACGAGGGACUAACGUUCGUGACGGUGAGAGGAGCAGGCCACGAGGUGCCAAUGUUCAAGCCACGUGCUUCUUUUGAGCUAUUCAAGUAUUUCUUGAGAGGCAAGCCACUUCCAAAGGCUUAG